Messenger RNA from Lates calcarifer (barramundi perch), 3168 nucleotides. RefSeq names its product GIPC PDZ domain containing family, member 1 (gene gipc1). Bases 561 to 1574 code for a protein of 337 amino acids. The record is from RefSeq and is a predicted model, not a curated record. Gene Ontology annotation, molecular function: protein binding. NCBI's taxonomy places the organism in Eukaryota, Metazoa, Chordata, Actinopteri, Centropomidae. The transcript is spliced from 7 exons.
CUCCACUGGGAAGUCGCUGUGUACGAGGAUCCGUGAAAGCGUCAUCGUUCCACCCCUGCUGGGCAGGCAGAAAGAUAAAUCUACCCCUGCAUACCGACACACACUUACUCUAUUUCCCCUAUAAUUUGCCUCAGGACGAGCCAACCUGUUUGGAGCGGAGCAGCAAAAGAUACAGGACUUCCUCCUCCGGCGUAAUUUUUAUUUAUAACAACUCACAGCAGCACCGUUAGCCGGCUAAGCUAGCAGGAAGAGGCAGCUAACGACAGUUGGCUAAAACUCCUGCUCUGCUAAAGACCCUCCACUGCAGGCUGCUGGACCUGACAGAUCCAGCUAUGCUGGAGCAUCAGCUGCUCUAAUGUGUAGAUGUGUAAAUACUUACAGUGCCUGGUUAAGACAGCUUUUUAGCUGGUCUGGAGGACCAUACUAUUGCUGUGACGUAAACAUCCAACAGACCUGCAGCUGAUUUGGCUGAACAGGUGUAUGUUGGCCUGGAUUAUAGCGUAACUCCCCCAGAGCAGCCUCCUCCCCUCCACUCCCACUGCUCUCCCUGUAGGACUACUAUGCCUCUGGGUUUGGGAAGAAGGAAGAAGGCGUCCCCGCUGGUCGAGAAUGAGGAAGCGGAGCCCAUCCGCGCAGGUCUCAAUGUGCCAGGCAUGGAUGGCCUAGAUGGAGGUGUUGUCGGGCUGGGAGAAGGUGCCACCUCUGAAGGUCUGCCUCCUCCACCUAGCAGCAUGCGACCUCGCCUCAUCUUCCACACCCAGCUCGCUCAUGGCAGCCCCACGGGCCGAAUCGAGGGCUUCAGCAACGUGCGGGAACUCUAUGCCAAGAUUGGUGAGGCUUUUGGGAUACCACCAUCUGAGGUUAUGUUUUGCACACUGAACACUCACAAGGUGGACAUGGACAAGCUGUUGGGAGGUCAGAUUGGACUAGAGGACUUUAUUUUUGCCCACAUUAAAGGCCAGAAAAAGGAAAUAGAAGUGUUCAAAGGGGAGGAUGCACUCGGGUUGACGAUCACUGAUAAUGGAGCUGGCUACGCUUUCAUCAAGAGAAUCCGUGAGGGGAGCAUCAUCCACCAGAUCCAGGUCAUCAACGUGGGCGACAUGAUCGAGUCGAUCAACGGCCAUCGCCUGAUCGGCUGUCGACACUAUGAGGUGGCCAAGAUGCUGAAGGAGUUGCCCAAAGGGAAGGACUUCACCAUCAAGCUGGUGGAGCCCCUCAAGGCCUUUGAUAUGAUCAGCCAGCGGUCUGGAGGGUCCAGGUCGGCAUCGGGGGUUCAGCUGGGGACUGGCAGAGGAACCCUUCGGCUGCGAUCUAAAGGUCCGGCCACCGUGGAGGAGCUGCCUUCUGCAUUUGAGGAAAAGGCCAUUGAGAAGGUGGAUGACCUGCUUGAGAGCUACAUGGGCAUCAGAGACAGCGAGCUGGCGGCCACCAUGGUGGAGCUGGGAAAGGACAAAAAGAACCCCGAUGAGUUUGCAGAGGCUUUAGAUGAAACCCUGGGAGAUUUCGCCUUCCCAGACGAAUUUGUUUUCGACGUUUGGGGUGCCAUUGGCGACGCUAAAGUCGGCCGAGUGUAACCACACAAACUAAUGGAGCAGAACGGCUUCUGCUUUCGUGCCGCCCCACAACAUUCAGCACUACUAGGAAACACAACACUACCGUCAUGAGUUUGUUUUUAUUCCAGUGUAUACUCCUACUAUUUUUUAAUUUAGAGUGUACCCUUUUGGGAGACUCUUGCCUAGGAUGAUGCCAGGUAAUGGGAGAAGAAAGGCGACUGUGAUGACUUCCCAAGUGCUUUUAUUUGUCUUCCGGCUUUAUCCAGAUACUAUGAGCACGCUGAUGAGCAUUCCCCUUUGACCGUGUCACAUGAACCUGCAUGUCAAUGUUGUAGUUGCUGGCAGUGGAACGAGUACAGCACAAAUCUCUAAUAUGGGAGAAAUUAAAAGAUGAAAGACAACGGCUAACACAAAGUAGAUAUUUGAUACUUAGCCAAAAAAAAGAAUAGAAAAGAAAAGAAAAAAGUGUUUUUUUUUACACAUUGCACUGUGUUGCACUGCGCUGUAAGCCAACACUAGAAGUGAACAGAGAUUGCACUGUACCUCAUCUGGUGAGCGGCACAGUUAUUGCACAGUACCAAGGCAACAGCCUCCCUGAAAUACAGUACAGUGUCGUCCUGAACCACUCGAUGUUACUGUUAUUGAUCAGUUUUACAAGCAUGUGCUGUUAUAUUUUUAUCUUCAUCCUGAAUUCUGCUGGUUUUAUGUCAUUUUUGGAGGGUUUUUGGGUAAAAGAAAAAAAAUGCCUGUUGCAGAAAGGUCAUAGUAAACUGUAGCUCCUGACUAAAAGAUCAGUGGUGUUUGCUCACACACUCCAUGGCUGUAAUGAGGUCAACUGCGCAGACAGCAGCACAUUCCAGUCUUACGUUCAUACAUUUGACAGUGUUAAAGAGAAUCAGUGUUAAUUUACCUUUUUUAUGGAAGGUCAUUAUGUGAGAAUGAGAAGGAGGUUUGUUUUAGUGAAUUGUGUUUUUUUUUUUUUUUUUUAUAGCUAGUGUUUUUAUAUAAAGUGAUGUGAUGUCUAUUUUAAAAACAAGGUUUGUGUAACAGAUGAAGAACUUGAUCUCGUGUUGCUACUACUUUAUUGUUUUGAAGCAUUACAGAGAGCAGUACUAAAGAAGAGAGAGUCGUGAGAUGGAGUAGUUAAAAGAGGGAAAAAAAGGAAAUAGAAAUGUUAAGAACAGAAAUGCCUUCAUUUCUUCUCAUUUCAUGCAUUUUAUAUGUUUUGUUAGAAAUAUGCGACUUGGUGCAUGGUGCUGAAAAUUCAAGUAUACUGUGGUUGGAGCAGAAUGAUACCAAACUAUUUCCAUCGUAGCGUCGCAGUGACUUGUGUCCGUAGAGAGGAAAAAACAGGCAAUGUCACACCAACUGCUCAGCCUAGGUAAACACGUCUUAAAAAAAACCUUUGGUAUUAACCUUCUCAGUAUAUCCAAAUGUAUGAAGUUAUUUUGUAGUUUUGUUUCAUUCUUUAGAGUUGAUGAAUAUCUAAAUGGGGUUAUGUAAUGAAACUGACACUAGAACACUGUAACACUGAGAAGAUCACGUUAUUUUGAUGGCUUUGUAUUACACUGUUGUCAUUGUCCAAUUAUAAUGCAAUAAUAACAUUGACAUGGCA